AUGCGGUUGAUAGCGACGCCGACUUUCAGGGCUGCCUCGGCGGUGCUCUUCUUGGGAUUUUUGCUACCAGCUGUCCUGGCUCACGGAGGCGAUGAGAACAUGGAUAUGGGCGACAGCAUGGACAGUAUGGCCAUAGACGGCGACGAGCCCUCUCCAGGGGCAGAGUACCCGCCGUCAUAUUUCACCCAUCCAGAGCACCGCGGUGUUCUGGUUGCGCACAUAGGGUUUAUGGUCCUUGCUUGGGUGGUUGUUUUGCCUCUAGCGACCAUGUUCUCCCUCACGAGAUCUCGGUACACACUCCCAACACAGUUCAUCUUCAUCGCUAUCAACGCGCUCGGCGUGCUGUUCAGCACCAUCUACAAUGCAAACACGCCUGAUCUAUACCCGAACAAUGCGCACCACAAGCUCGGCUGGCUCGUCACGUGGGUGCUUUCGGUGCAGGUGCUUGUCAGCCUUCUGGGUCGUGUUGCUGGCGCAUUCAACAAGAAGAAAGAUGGGGAUCACGCCGGAGCCGAUGCGAUGGAGCGCCGCUCGUUCAUCCCGGUGUCGCAUGCCGCCAUGGAUGAGCACCACCGGCUCCAUAGCGGACACUACAGCCCCUUGUGUAGGCACUCGAACGAUAGCGGCCAGGGGACCGAGCCAAACACCGAGUCGUUGAGAAGUGCUUCGUUUUCGUCAACGCCGGAGCCGUUGUCGAGUCCUACGGCCGAGCCGCGGCAUAAGGAAUAUGCGGAAGAUGAGGACGACCUUGAGGCCGAUCUGCCCUCUACGCCGCGCGCCGGUGUGUUGCGCAACUUGGCGACCAAGAUCGGGGCCAAAAUUUCCGUCCGCGCAUGGAAGGUGUUAAUGUUCGGGUACAACUUUGUCGAUCGCACGAGCAUGAUCCUAGGUUUUAUUACCCUAUGUACCGGCAUCAUUACCAUGGGCCGCUUCUUUGAAGGUCGACAAGUCUUCACCGGCCUGGCGCAUUGGAUCAAGGGCGGUAUUUUCUUCUGGCUUGGGGUCCUUACUCUCGGUCGUUGGGCUGGUUGUUUUGGUGAGCUUGGAUGGGCCUGGAACAUCCGUCCCAAGUCGGCAAGCAAGCGAUGGAUACCAUCGGCUGAAUUUACCGAGAGUUUCCUUAUCUUCUUUUACGGCUCCACGAAUAUCUUCCUCGAACAUCUCGGCAAUUGGGGCGGCGAGUAUAGCUUUGAGGACCUGGAGCACAUUUCUAUUACGGUCCUCUUCCUGGGAGGUGGUCUGUGUGGCAUGCUCAUCGAAUCCGACCGUAUCCGAGAGCUCCUCAACACGACUGUCGCCUCAACCAUUGACGAGCGCUACAGCGAUGCACACGAGCGCGAGCUGGCUCUAGAAGAGCCUACUACAUACCGGUUCUCAAUGAACCCGAUCCCCGCGCUCGUUAUACUUUUGCUGGGCAUCAUGAUGUCCAGCCACACGCAAGAGUCCAUGAUCUCGUCGAUGGUGCACAAACAAUGGGGCACCAUGCUCACCGGCGCGUCUUUUGCCCGUGGUCUGACAUAUGUCAUCACCUACCUCAAGCCGCCGACCAGCAUCCUACCGUCGAGGCCGCCCACAGAGCUCCUCGCGGCGUUUGGACUGAUGACGGGCGGGAUCCUCUUCAUGGCCUCGAGCGGCGAUACGGUCGAGGGCAUGAUCCAUUAUAACCUUGAUGUCAUGUUCAUGUACACCGUCACCAUGGGCCUCGUGGGUCUCUUGAUGGCUUGGGAGAUUAUCGUCAUUGCGGUCAAGGGAUGGGCCGCCCGCAAAGAAGCCGGAAAGCCUGUCGGCGUACGAUUCUAUUCCGCUUGAGUGACCCCAGAGGACGAUGGUCGCACAUACUCACAUUUUCCUGAUCUACCUGAUAUGAUUCCUCUCACGACUCUCCUUUACCAUUUUUCCAUUUCUUGCUUUAUUAAUUUCUCCCCCUUUCCUUUCUAGUCUCCGUCAACUUUGAUACCCACUAUACCAACUUUUUGGCACUUGGCUUUUUUCUUCUUUCUUCUUCUUUUCCCAGAUCGAAGAUUGGUGGGGCGAUAUGAUACCCUUGCAAAUGGGAGGGUACUUGACGAUCGUUUGCUUUUAGCUUUCAAUAGACAGACAUACAGAGAGAGAGAGAGAGAGAGAGAGAGAGAGAGAGAGAGAGAGAGAGAGAGAGAGAAUGUUGGUGCUGAUAGAUAGCGGACGGUAAUGUCAUGGGUAAUUGAGACGGGUAAUUGAGACGAGAUAACCAG
Cryphonectria parasitica EP155 is the source of this 2231-nucleotide messenger RNA. RefSeq lists its product as uncharacterized. The transcript is spliced from 5 exons. NCBI's taxonomy places the organism in Eukaryota, Fungi, Ascomycota, Sordariomycetes, Diaporthales, Cryphonectriaceae. The record is from RefSeq and is a predicted model, not a curated record. The coding region runs from base 1 to 1809 and encodes 602 amino acids.